AAGCGAAUCCUAAGGUGAAUGUAAAAAAUUGUAAACAAUCAAAAUGGAGGAUAACUAAAUUUCAAAGUCGUUUCAAAAAUGCAUGGAAUGCGUGUUAUGUGGUGUUUUGUACUGGGAUGUACACUGUUGAUAUCAUAUUCCAAGGCAGCAUUACAAGCCGUGUAUCUUCCAUCGACAUGCAGUUCCGCUCUAUCAUCUACAUUCACCACCAGCAUGCGGGUACAAUCUAGUACCGCUCUCACCUACAGCAACAAUGUUAAUUGCAACAUCACGAUCACAGCGCCAUCUGGUCAUCAAGUGCUUGCCGUACCCAGGAGAUUUGAAUUGGAAGAACAAAGAACCGGAGCAUGCGUGGACUACGUCAAUUUCUACGACGGUGCCUCCACUGGAUCUCCAAAGAUCAACCCCCAGCCCUACUGCGAUAGGUCUGGUCCCCAUAACGUCAGUUCCAGCUCCACGUCAAUGACCUUAGAAUUCGUCACCGACGAUAGCGCCCGCUACAGGGGCUUCGACAUCAUUUUUGCAGCCUUCACAAAUGCGCCAUGUGCCACUGAUUACUUCAGCUGUAGUAAUGGAUUGUGCAUUGACAAAUCUCUGCGAUGUGACAGUUUUAAUCAAUGUGGGGACGAAUCAGAUGAAACUGCUUGUACAGCGGAAGAACUUGGGAUCGUUGACGACAACUCUGCCCUCAUUUACGGUCUGGCAUUCGGUCUCGGUUCCCUUGUUGUGAUCGGAGUCAUCAUUGGAGUCUUAGUCUACAGGCACUACAAAUGGAAACGAUUUUUGAACGAACCCAUACCCAAGGAACAUUACACAAGUACAUUACGAAAUUAUCCUGUAACCAAGAAAUAUUACAAAAAAGGUUACCAAUCUUACGCCUACACAAACGUCGCUUCCGGGCCGCCUUCGCGCAUGUCUAACGAUUUUGAGACGGAUGAGGACCUUGACAUCGGAUCACGACCCACGACGCCUUCUUCUUCCGCUUCCAAGAAAAAUCACUUACAAGUUCCGGGGGCAAAAUCAGGGAAAAUAAAUAUGAAUGUAAAUGCAGGAGCUAGCAAUUGUUAAAUACAUUUAGAUUGAGUUAUAACCCUCUUCUCCUUUUCUAAUAUAAAAGAUAUAAUUGUUAGUGUCACGAUUAUACAGUUAUUUAGCAUGGUUACUCGUUGGAUCAUCAUAUUUUUAUUGAAAUUUGAGACAUAUUUUCAGUCACAAUCUAUAUAUUUAAGUAUGAAGAUUGCGAAAUGUUUAUUAAAUGUAUUCAUUCUGUAUAUUCGAGGUGAAUGUGUGGGUAUCAUUAGAUACUAGUAAUGCAUGGCUAUGUUCAGUUUUUAAUCUGUACGUAUGCUGACUAUUUAAGGUGCAAGAUGAUUAAAUUUUCAAUUAAAUUUUAACAUAGAUAAAGCAUGUACCAUGUAAUGAUAACAUUUUAUCACUGUACCAUGUAUUUCGCUGGCGAAAACAAUGAUGCAAUAAAAUUUUAUAUAAUGUA
Magallana angulata is the source of this 1492-nucleotide messenger RNA. RefSeq names its product neuropilin and tolloid-like protein 1. Gene Ontology annotation, molecular function: protein binding. The record is from RefSeq and is a predicted model, not a curated record. The coding region runs from base 79 to 1068 and encodes 329 amino acids. NCBI's taxonomy places the organism in Eukaryota, Metazoa, Mollusca, Bivalvia, Ostreida, Ostreidae. The transcript is spliced from 5 exons.